Messenger RNA from Paraphaeosphaeria sporulosa, 2026 nucleotides. Its product is annotated as glycylpeptide N-tetradecanoyltransferase. The record is from RefSeq and is a predicted model, not a curated record. Gene Ontology annotation, biological process: N-terminal peptidyl-glycine N-myristoylation. NCBI's taxonomy places the organism in Eukaryota, Fungi, Ascomycota, Dothideomycetes, Pleosporales, Didymosphaeriaceae. Gene Ontology annotation, molecular function: glycylpeptide N-tetradecanoyltransferase activity. The transcript has 3 exons. Gene Ontology annotation, cellular component: cytoplasm. Bases 84 to 1757 code for a protein of 557 amino acids.
AGACUCGCGCGGGUAGCUCCAACCCACCACGUUUGCUCUACGCACCUCUCCACCCCGAACAAACCGCCGUUCAUUCCUUCACAAUGCCCCAGGAGGCCUCGAAGCUGUCAGACCCUGACGCGACCGCCAAAGCAGCCGCCGAGGCCGUCGCCGAAUCGACAGCGCAAGAAGCCCACGACGAGUCGGCCGACGAGAGCGCAGAGGAGGAGGCUACAGACGGACCCGCGGGCGCGACGGAAAAAAAGAAGAAGAGCCGCAAGCGGAAGAUCAAGGAUGCUCUCGCUGGCAAGGGCAAGGCGCCUGCAAUCGAGUCGCUGGACGCGCCUACUGCGGGAGCGCACCUGAGCAAAGACCAGCUAAGCAUGCUGCUGGAAGCCAACCCCGCGCUGAAGAACCAAUUGCUGGCAAAUAAAGGCAACCAGAGUCUAGAGGACAUGCUCAAGAAGCUCAGCAUGCAAGAGAUGCUCACCGGCCUCGCGCCGCAGGCCAAGAACGUGAAGGACAUGGGCAGCCACCAGUUCUGGAAGACGCAACCCGUGCCGAGCUUCGACGAGAUGAUGGCGGGCAAGGACAAGAUCGUGGACGGGCCAAUCAAGGAGAUUGACAUUGCGCGCGUGCCCAAAGAGCCCAGCGACAUGUACCCUGGCUUCAAGUGGGUGACGAUGGAUCUGGAGGACGAGAAGGAGUUGGAUGAGGUCUACGAGCUGCUGUCGAACCACUAUGUCGAGGACAACGAGGCUAUGUUCCGCUUCCGAUACUCUCCCUCUUUCCUGAACUGGGCCCUAAAAGCACCUGGCUGGAAGAAAGAGUGGCAUGUCGGUGUUCGCGCCGAGAAGUCGGGCAAGCUUGUCGCCUUUAUCUCUGGUAUUCCACUACAGCUGCGUGUGCGCGACAAGGUUCUCAACUCCUCUGAGAUCAACUUCCUCUGCGUCCACAAGAAGCUGCGAUCGAAACGUCUUACUCCGGUGCUCAUCAAGGAGAUUACACGUCGCUGCUACGUCAAUGGCAUCUUCCAGGCUGUGUACACUGUCGGCUCCCUGCUUCCUACACCCGUCUCAACAUGUCGCUACUACCACCGCGCACUAGAGUGGGAGAAGCUGCACGAGGUUGGCUUCUCGCCUCUGCCGCCGAACAGCACAAAGGCGCGCCAGGUCGUCCGAUACAAGUUGCCGGAAAAGACUCUCCAACCUGGUGUUCGCGCGCUCGAGCCUAAAGACACUGACGUUGUGCUGGACCUACUUCAACGGUACCUCAAGCGCAUGGACAUGGCACAGGAGUUCACCAAAGAAGAGUUUGAGCACUGGAUGUUCAAUCAGAAGGGUGCAAAAGAGCAGGUCGUAUGGGCAUACGUUGUCGAAGACCCAGAGACUAAAAAGAUCACCGACUUCUUCUCGUUCUACAACCUCGAGAGCACGGUCAUUGGGCAUAAGAAGCACAACUUGAUCAAGGCGGCGUAUCUCUUCUAUUAUGCCACGGAGAAGGCGUUCAGUGGCGACGAAACCUCGCUAAAGACGCGCUUGAACGAGCUUGUCAAGGACGCUCUGAUUCUGGCAAAGCAGGCCGACUUCGAUGUCUUCAACGCACUCACUCUCCUCGACAACCCGCUCUUCCUCGAAGAGCAGAAGUUCGGUGCCGGUGACGGCAACCUGCACUACUAUCUCUACAACUACCGCGCCGCGCCUUUGGGUGGUGGCAUCGAUGGUCAGAGCAGGCCUAGUACGAAGACGAUGGGCGGGGUGGGAUUGGUCAUGUUGUAGUAGAGGGGCAGCACUGGUCGGUGGUACGUUCAUGAGACUAUGAACAGUCAUGUGGUGUGCGAAAAAGGACUAUUCAUUGUAGAGGAGCAAGGCUGGAUGAUGAAUCAUGGCGUGACAUUGCGGAGCGGGCGACUGGCAUCUAUCGUGACUGCAGGCAUGGAUUCGGUCGCUUUCGAAUACCCAAUGCAUAUUCACUGUGGUAUAGUUUCACUGUAGCCACGAUUGCGACUGGAACACUGAAACUUUGUAUGGCACUCCCGACCGUCGAC